Messenger RNA from Labrus mixtus (cuckoo wrasse), 3662 nucleotides. RefSeq names its product Rho GTPase activating protein 22 (gene arhgap22a). Gene Ontology annotation, biological process: activation of GTPase activity; signal transduction. Bases 397 to 2601 code for a protein of 734 amino acids. The record is from RefSeq and is a predicted model, not a curated record. Gene Ontology annotation, molecular function: GTPase activator activity. The transcript has 10 exons. Gene Ontology annotation, cellular component: focal adhesion. Lineage: Eukaryota; Metazoa; Chordata; Actinopteri; Labriformes; Labridae.
GAGGGAGAGAGAGAGAGAGUGGGCAGGGCUCGAGGUAUGUGAGAACAACAGCACGCCGGGCCAGUGGGACAGAGAGGGGGGAGUGAGACGAGAGUAAGGAGGGGAGGAAGAGGAGAGUGUGUGGUUAAGUGCUUGUAAGUGUGCAUGCAUGUGUGUGUGAGUGAGACUGUACAGGAGACAGUGUCCAGCAGGAAGACAGUGAGCCGGCAAAGAGAGAGAGAGAGAGAGAGAGAGAGAGGGAUGCUCGGAGAGGAUGAGGAGUAAGAGGGCGAGGCAGCAGCAGCAGCAGCAGCAGCGAGAGAGUGUGUGUGACUCUGUGAGUGUGUGAGGAACAGUGUGUGAACAGAGGGAUGCAGUCAUGUCUCUGUGAGAGGGAGCAGCACAGCAACCGUAACCAUGCUCAGCCCAAAGAUAAAACAGGCACGCCGGGCACGGUCCAAGAGCAUGGUGCUUGGAGAGCUGUCCCGGGUGUCCAGGCCCUGCUCUCCUCUGGACCAGGAGAAAGCUCUGAAGGUCGGCUGGCUGAAGAGACAGCGGAGCAUCAUGAAAAACUGGCAGCUGCGUUGGUUUGUCCUCAGGACCGAAGCUCUGUAUUUCUACAAGGACCAGGAUGAAACCAAGGCACAGGGUUGUAUUCCUCUGCAGGGCAGUCAGGUCAACGAGCUGCCUGCCAAUCAGGACGAGCCUGGUCGUCAUCCGUUUGAGAUCGUUCCAGGGGUUGCUGGAGAAAAGGAUCGGACUGGUAUGAGCCACGAAUCAUACCUACUGAUGGCCAACUCUCAGACGGACAUGGAGGAAUGGGUCAGAGCGAUACGUAGAGUCAUAUGGGCUCCACUAGGAGGAGGCGUCUUCGGGCAGCACCUAGAGGAGACAAUGUUGUACGAGGCCCAGUGUGGCCCUCAGCGACUGGUCCCCGUGCUGGUCGAACAGUGUGUCUGCUUCAUACGGGAACAUGGGCUCGAGGAGGAGGGCCUUUUCAGGGCCCCUGGACAGACCAAUCACGUUCGAGAGCUGCAGGAUGCAAUCGACCGGGGCGAGAAGCCGGUGUUUGACAGUACCACAGAUGUCCACACAGUGGCGUCGCUGUUAAAGCUGUACAUUCGGGAGCUGCCAGAGCCCAUAAUCCCAUUCUCCAAAUACACACAGUUCCUCUCCUGUGCUCAGCUUCUUACCAAGGAUAAAGCAAUGGGUAUCUCAGAGCUAGGAAAACAGGUGAAAUCUCUUCCUCAGGUCAACUACAACCUCCUUAAAUACAUCUGCAGGUUUCUUGAUGAGGUUCAGUCGCACUCCAAUGAGAACAAGAUGAGCGUUCAGAAUCUGGCAACUGUGUUCGGACCCAAUAUCCUUCGGCCCAGAGUGGAGGAUCCAGUUACCAUGAUGGAGGGAAGUUCACAGGUGCAGCACCUGAUGACUGUGCUGAUCAGCGAACACCUUCAACUUUACCAACGGGAGGAGGCUGAAACUGAGACCAGGACUCUCCCUCAGCAACAGCAGAGCGCUAUCCAGCGGUGUAAAGUGGAAUGGCUCUCACAAGAGGACACUGACACCCCAACCUCCUCUGGCCCAGUCGCCAAACCCUCUAAAGAAAAACCCCAAUCCUCCACCUCCUGUGCAGACACUAAGCCGACCGCACCGAGUCCUGUUCUGACAAAGGAGAAGAGUGAGGAUGGUCAGAUUGAAGGGAAGGGCGUCAGUAAGACGGAGGAGAAAGUGGACGAAAAAGACGACGGUAAAAGUGAAGGGAAAGGUGGGAGUGAUGUAGCUGUUAGCCCCAGUAAGCAGUCCAAAGCCCCGCCCUCCUGGAGGACCUCCUUCAAGGGCGGUGCAGCAUCUGCAGGGCCGAAGGGGAAGAUCGGGGGGUCGGCGGGAGACGUUUCAGCAGCUGGUGGGACCAACUGGCUGAUGAAUGGCCUGUCGUCCCUCCGAGCUCACAGGCGCACCACCUCAUCAGGUGAAAGACUUAAAGACUCGACACUCUCUCUUAAAGAGACCACUCUUUCACUUAAGGACACGCAGAGAGACUCUGAUGAAGACUCUCCUCAAACCUCUCUCUCUCACAGAGUUCUCCUUCAAUCCCACAGACUGUCUGCCUAUGACAAUGUCGCCCCCUCCAGUCUUAGCCUGCCCGCCGACACCUCCUCCCUCUGGACGUCCUUUGAGAUCUCAUUGGCCGAUCCGGAGGGAAGCGAUAAGGCGGUAAAAUCAGAGCCGGAUCAAGACAGGCCUACUGAGGUGAGGGACAGUACAAGUACUCUGGAUCAAAGUGUAAUCAGCACUGAGGAUGAACUUCCACAAACAAACGAGGAUCUCACCAGUAAGCUGGCCGAGCUGAAGCAGGAGCUGAAAAAACAGAGGACCAGCUAUGAAACCUGCAUUCGCAAGUUGGAAGAGUCCUGCUCUAAGUACCAGGCCCAGGUAAACCGUCUUGAGGAGGAGCUGGACCAGGAGAAGAAGAAGUUCAGCAUGCUGGAGAUCCGAUUCAGGAACUCGGAGCGGGCGCACCAAGACGCAGAGAACCGAAACGUUCUCCUCCAGCGGGAGAUGGAGGAGUUCUUCAAAACCCUGGGAGAUCUGACCACGGGUGCGACAAGGACCAACUAGACCAGACCCAACCUGCCUUCAUCUGGUCCAUUUAGAGGCGGAGGAGGAGCUCGAUUGAUGGGAAGAUCAGCCAGCCCCAAAGCUUUGAAGACCAAUUACCUCUAGUGCAGUACAACGUACCAUCGUGUCCUCUUUAGUAUUGCCGUCUUGUGCCUACACUGAGCAGUGCCGGUGCCAAACGAGGGCUCCUCUGGACCAAGCACCCCCUUAAUUUACCAUUCCCCCAAAAACCUGUAAUACACCAUAGAUCAUGUAGUUGACUAGAUUAUUAUGAAAGUGAACAUAAAGGGCCUAGUACAGUGCCUCGCAUAAGUAUUUAAAAUCCUUGAAGUUUUGCAUUAAAACUACAAAUCAAAUUGGUUUUAUUGGGGGUUGUAUGUACGGCACCAUCACAAAAUUGUACAUAAGUCUGCUAUAACAUGGUUUAAAUAUAAAAUGGUAUGAAACCAUAAAAAUGAGGUGCAAAUAUUUGCCUUAAGGUUAACUCAUGCACCCUCAAGUCGUCUCUUUUCAAACUGCUCUUGUUGAAUAAAUAGUGAAGAGCCUAAAUAAGUCUAUUUGAAAUUCCAGUAUGUAACAAGGUGAACAACAAGGGGUGGGAUGCUUAUGCAAGGCACCUGUACACCAGGUAUGGAUUUACCAAAAACAUCCUGUUUAUUAGCAUUAGAAAUAGUAUUUGUGGAAAGAAAUGUUGUAGUCAAAGAAGCAACACAAGAGACAUUAAAAUUCAACUCUUUUUAUUUGCUGGAGUUGAAGGUAGACAGUUUCCAUUUUUCUGAUGUAUAUAAUUAGUCUGUUAGUGAGGCAAUUACAGAUCCAAAGGCUAAAAUGUACACAACUGGCCUUACCCAAUCACUCCACAACAGGUAAACUCUGCACUGUCAGUGUUUGUCCGAACCCCAUCAGAAGACUGCUGCAUCAUCCCAGAAGCGCUGAAUGGCUGUCCUUUUAUUUCCUCUAAAUGUACCUGCACUAAACCAGAUUUGCUCAGAGAAAACUCAUGCGUAGUCUAUUCUAUCUUUUCUAUUUUGGAGGAGAUAGAGGAGAGGGGUGGGAGGGGG